This is a messenger RNA of Doryrhamphus excisus (bluestripe pipefish), 1792 nucleotides long. It is a transcript of the gene vamp3, whose product is annotated as vesicle-associated membrane protein 3 (cellubrevin). Lineage: Eukaryota; Metazoa; Chordata; Actinopteri; Syngnathiformes; Syngnathidae. Gene Ontology annotation, biological process: vesicle-mediated transport. The record is from RefSeq and is a predicted model, not a curated record. Gene Ontology annotation, cellular component: membrane.
AAACUUCGAAGCUGCGAUUCCCCGGUUGAACUGUAAUGCAUCAUAACUGUUACGGGUUGGAACUCUCCAUAGACGAAGACACAUCCGGUGUACGAUAAAGAAACUUUCACUUCACAAUGUCAGGCUCAGUUCCAGAAGGUGCCGGUGGAGCGUCUAGCAACAGGCGUUUGCAGCAAACCCAGGCCCAGGUUGAUGAGGUGGUGGACAUAAUGCGUGUCAAUGUGGACAAAGUCCUGGAGCGUGACCAGAAGUUGUCUGAAUUGGACGACCGAGCAGAUGCACUCCAGGCUGGCGCCUCCCAGUUUGAGACCAGCGCCGCCAAGCUCAAAAGGAAGUACUGGUGGAAGAACUGCAAGAUGUGGGCCAUCCUGAUAGCUGUCCUGCUCAUCAUUGUGGUCAUCAUUAUCAUUUGGUCAAGAUCAUAAAACACCACCAAGAACAGGAUGAAGGAAUUGGAGAUUAGCAACAUGCGUCAUAGAUGUUUUAGAGGCAGAGGUCACAUGAUCACUGCCUUCUUUUUUUUUUUUUUUUCACGUUUUCUCCUGGUGGGCGGCGGGGGGCUUCCUCUGUCAUCAUCUGUUUGUUGUUCACACGCCUACGUGCCUCAGUAAAGGGUAAUAUUUCAUUAGUGGUCGUACGGAUAUUGGCACACCGCAUCAGAUUUGGUGUCGUACCACCUACCAAAGACACAUACACAGCUAAUUAACUCAAUUCAAAGUCAAGCAGUGUCACAUGACGAGUUGCCUCUACUCCAGUUCAUGUGAAAUUGUCAUUUUUAUGGUAAGAUCCCAAACUUGCCAAUCAUAGGAUAAGAAAUGUGAUUGAUGUAUAGUAGUGAACGCUUGUUUGUUUUUAUGUUCAUUAGCCCACAAAGUGCGUGUGUGUGUGUGCCAAGCUCAGAUGUGCCUUUAGCAAUACUGACAGUUUUCAUUGAAACAGUUACGGUGGCUAUCACCUGAAUCGUUCCGAUGAGGGUACACCGACUAUAUUUAUAUCUUCUUUCCAAUUUCAGAAGCAGAGCUACAGAGCUGUCGGAUUUGAUAACGCGACCUAAUGCCUUAACUUAUUUAUACACGUGGCUCAGUGCUUAUAUACUUGUAUUUUGCAGACCUUCCAUUUAGGUAGAUAAAAAUAUAUACUUUAGGUAUUCAUUUAGGAAAAUUUCAGGUGGACUGAAAUUUUAUUGCAAAUGCGAGAAAGCGCGUCGGCGUCUUCACGUCAAGAAGAUGCGGCGUCCAGUGCUUUCAUUGAAACAAGUGCCUCAAUUCUCAGGCCAACAGAAAAAGUGUUUGCCUUUAUGAAGUAUUUUGUCUAUUAAAAAAAGAUAAUUAACUUUAGACAAAUGCCACCAUAGAUGUCUGCACUUCAUCAAAUAGAAAGUGCCUUUGUUGCUUCUGCAAUGGGAUAAUUUAGGAUGUAUCUGUGCCGUGAUCUACGGAAUACACGGCACCAGAUGGGGGACAGUAGUGCCUUCUAAAUCCACCCAAGUAUACCGUGCAGCUGUCGUGCUUACCUUCAUUAAUAGUGUAUGUAUCUAAUCUCGGUCAAGUGCAUUCGUAUGGAGAUGCCAUUUUAUUAAGCAUUUAGCUAUUUUUUGAAACUAAUUCUGUAGAAAUAAUCUUACAAGGUUUUUUUUUGUGUGUGUCCACUUCUGCCAAGCAUUGUACUGUAGCUGUUUGAAUUUGUAUUAAAAUGUAGUUGGGAAAUGACAGUGUGAGAAUUACACACGUUUGUACUGUGCCAACACUGGAUAAUUGCAUACCCUGCUGUUGCUUCUGUCUAAAUAAAAUUA